AUGACGACGCACCACCCGCGCCGACACCCCAUCAUCCUCAUCACAGGUACGCCUGGGACGGGAAAGACCCUUCACUCGAGUCUUCUGUCGGCCGAGAGCGACGGCGAGCUCGUCCACCUCAACAUUGGAGACAUUGUAAAGUUGCACGGACUGCACGAGGGCUGGGACGACGAGUGGCAGAGCUACACAGUCGACGAGGACCGACUGCUCGACCAUCUCGAGGAGAUUGUUAACCCGUCGUUGGGGCCCGCCGCGACUGGCUUCAUUAUCGACCACCACGACCCAGGGCUGUUUCCCGAGCGCUGGAUCGACCUGGCUGUCGUUCUGACCUGUGACAACAAGGUGCUGUAUGAGCGCCUGGAGGCUCGCAACUAUCCCCAGAAUAAGAUCACGGAGAACGUCACAGCAGAGAUCAUGAUGACCUGUGCCAACGAGACGCGCGAGAACUACGACGAGAACAUUGUCGUCGAGCUGCAGAGCGAUGGGUCCGGCGGCGAGAACGAGGUCGAGGACAACGUGCACCGCAUCACGCAGUGGGUGACGCAGUGGACCAACGACCGCGAGGCGGGCGUGCACGACGCUUAG
Cutaneotrichosporon cavernicola is the source of this 585-nucleotide messenger RNA. RefSeq lists its product as uncharacterized. The transcript has 3 exons. Gene Ontology annotation, cellular component: cytoplasm; nucleus. Lineage: Eukaryota; Fungi; Basidiomycota; Tremellomycetes; Trichosporonales; Trichosporonaceae. Gene Ontology annotation, molecular function: ATP hydrolysis activity; AMP kinase activity; ATP binding. The record is from RefSeq and is a predicted model, not a curated record. Bases 1 to 585 code for a protein of 194 amino acids.